Molecule: messenger RNA, 1282 nt
Organism: Arabidopsis arenosa
Lineage: Eukaryota; Viridiplantae; Streptophyta; Magnoliopsida; Brassicales; Brassicaceae
Source: the annotation of a GenBank genome assembly
CUUUCAUUAAAGAGUAAAAUAAGUAACGCCGAAAUAAAAAUUUUACAAUUUCAACAAAAAGAAAGUCUACGUCUGAUUUUAAUUAGAGAUAUUGUUCAUCGAUUUUGGGUUUUAGCUGAUCGGAAGAGAUUUGGCAUCAAAUGGCGACAAAUGCGAGCGAUGUGAAUCAGCUUGAAUCCGAUUCGCUUCUACCUCCACGAAAGCGUUUACUCGCCGGAUUCAAGAAACAGAACUCGAAAAUCGGCAAUGAAUCGCCGAGCCCUCCUUUCGCUUCUUCUUCGUCUAUUACAACUUCAAAUGGUUCCUCUGCUUCAACAGAUGUGCAGACUCAUCUAGGCCAUCUACUGACUUCUCAACUUAAUGACCAGACUCGGUCUCCCGAAGAGCUAGCUCAGGCGUCGAAAGCAACCGCUGCUUUAGCGGUUAAGGUUGCAAAGGCUGCGAGAGCUACUGCUAAUGAGAAGGCCAUCAUUGCUUCAAAAGCAGUGGCGGCAGCGAAAAGUGCUUUGGAAUUGUUCGCUUCUUUUCCCGUUGAGGCGGUUGCUUGUAAGGAGAGGUCUCCGAGGAAGAGCAAGCAGAAGAAACAUGUCCCGGUUCAGCUUUUGUAUUCGAAAGGAGGAGUUGUGGAUGAGGAUUUAGCGCGUAGGUUGAAUCGAGCUAUAAACAAUUCUCCUAGAGUCUUGACGGAUUGUUCUGGUCACAGAAACAAGAAGCAAAAGACCGUAACUAGUACUAUGUACGAUGGGAAUGAUGUUGCUGGUGUUGUAGAUUCAGACAGCUCGAAUGACGAGGAAGUAGACAGAACCAGAGUAAACGGGAAGCUGCUCUUAUGCGAUAACGCUCUGAAGGAGAAAACAGGGGAAGAGAGUAGCUCAUUGGGGAAAAGAAGAGGAAGAGUGAAGCUAAAGAAGUUACCUUUGAGCAUGUGUGCCUCUAAAGAUCAAGAAAACGGUAUCACAUUAGCCGAAAACAAUGUAAGCGUAAGUAAGCCGCUGGUUCAGCCGGAGGGUUCUAAUGGUGGUGUGGGUCAGGUCAUAGAAGGACCAUCAUGGAAGUGUCAGGACCUAAAGUCACCGGAAUGUGUGAAGCAGAACAAAGUUGUACGUUCAUAGUGUUGUUCUUAUAUCUUUACCUAAAAGAGGUAAGAAGGUGUAGAUUCAACAGCAUUGCCAUUUUCAGUAGAAUCUUAAUGUUGUUUAUUUUUAUCUUGUUUUGCUUUUUUGGGUAAUGUGUUUGAAUUUAUGUUACUUGUAUAUUUUGGGAAUAAUAUUUAGAUACAUAG